AAAGUAACACAAAACAUAACAUAAGAUCGUGUUAAUUUUGUUGGGUGCGUGUCGCGUGCCACUCCUACUGCAAAGCAAUCAAUCUGCAAACUCCAUACAACUCCUUUCAACCUCAGAUCAUUCUUCCCAACACACCACCCCACCUUUUCUAUUCACACCUCCAUCCACGGCUUCUUUGUUUGUGUAAAUGUGUUGACUCCUGCAUUAUUUGAAAGUGGAGGGAAUGUUAUGGAGGCUAGUUGAAAGAGAUCCGUGUGAAGUUUGAAGGAUUAAAAAGAACAUGGCUCCUUCAAGCAAGGCUGAGAAGAAGGCAGCUGUAGAUGCUGCGGCAUGGAUGUUCAAUGUUGUCACAUCAGUUGGAAUUAUCAUUGUAAACAAAGCUUUGAUGGGUGGUUAUGGCUUCAGUUUUGCUACAACGUUAACGGGUCUUCAUUUUGUUACUACAACUAUUAUGACGCUCGUACUACGGGUGCUGGGAUACGUCCAGCCAUCUCAUCUUCCAUUGUCCGAACUUCUAAAAUUUGUUUUCUUUGCUAACUUCUCUAUUGUCGGAAUGAAUGUCAGUUUAAUGUGGAACUCAGUUGGAUUCUAUCAAAUUGCCAAGUUGAGUAUGAUCCCUGUAUCCUGCUUGUUGGAAGUUUGUUUGGACAAGAUUCGCUAUUCAAGAGACACAAAACUGAGCAUAGGUAUUGUUCUUUUGGGAGUUGGUGUUUGCACUGUUACUGACGUGAGUGUAAACAUGAAAGGUUUUGUUGCUGCCUUUAUAGCAGUUUGGAGCACAUCUCUGCAGCAAUAUUAUGUUCAUUAUCUUCAACGGAAGUAUUCACUAAGUUCUUUCAACCUUUUGGGACAUACAGCACCCGCACAGGCUGGAUCACUAUUGUUAUUGGGCCCUCUUCUAGACUAUUGGUUGACAAACAAAAGAGUUGAUCAAUAUUCUUACGAUGCAGCCUCUUCGAUGUUCUUAAUCCUGUCAUGCACCAUUGCAGUUGGGACCAAUCUCAGCCAAUUUAUCUGCAUUGGCAGAUUUACAGCUGUAUCUUUCCAAGUACUUGGACAUAUGAAGACAAUACUUGUUUUAAUAAUGGGAUUCUUUUUCUUUGGGAGGGAAGGUCUUAAUCUUCAUGUAGUUAUAGGGAUGAUAAUAGCUGUUGUUGGAAUGAUGUGGUAUGGUAAUGCCUCAUCAAAGCCUGGUGGAAAGGAACGUUGGAGUCUCCCUACCAGCAAAACAGAAAGUCGGUGAUAGUUUGACAGUAUUCACUCAUUAUGAUAUGGUUAUAUAUGCAAAUUGCAAAAGUUGAGUACAGCAAGAUAGUUGAUUCUAGGAAAGUAUAUUUAAUUAUUUGAAAUUAAACCUUACUGGUUUUAAUUAUUUUAACCUCAUUUGUAAUUCUUUAAAUUUGAUUUCUUGUUUUGGAUACUAGAUGAUAUCUCCUUAUAGGUAUGCUUCCCUGGAAAAUUUUCAUCUUUUCCAUGAUCAAAACGAAUUUAUUUUAGACUCUUCA
This is a messenger RNA of Medicago truncatula (barrel medic), 1505 nucleotides long. RefSeq names its product UDP-rhamnose/UDP-galactose transporter 6. NCBI's taxonomy places the organism in Eukaryota, Viridiplantae, Streptophyta, Magnoliopsida, Fabales, Fabaceae. The transcript has 6 exons. The record is from RefSeq and is a predicted model, not a curated record. Bases 281 to 1243 code for a protein of 320 amino acids.